Dendronephthya gigantea is the source of this 1583-nucleotide messenger RNA. RefSeq lists its product as uncharacterized. Gene Ontology annotation, molecular function: lipid binding. The transcript is spliced from 14 exons. NCBI's taxonomy places the organism in Eukaryota, Metazoa, Cnidaria, Anthozoa, Malacalcyonacea, Nephtheidae. The record is from RefSeq and is a predicted model, not a curated record. Bases 221 to 1408 code for a protein of 395 amino acids.
UACGGAAAAAAAUUGUCUUAUUUCAAUAUUUGACUGAGCAAAAAACUUUAUUAUCUUUGUUGAUAUUACCAACCGCCGGUUUCAUCAGACAAAAUACGGAAAUAAAUUGUCAUAUUCAAUAGUUGACUGUCUUUUUCGCAACCUUGAGUAAGCUAUGUCUGUGUUUUAGUCAAUAUGUAGCUGAUAUGGCCGUUGUUUUUCUCUAGUAUGUGAAAAAGAAAUGGAAAAAGAUGGUGAAAAGUUAAAUGAAAACGAAUCUAGUUUGGGCAAAAAGAGAAGAUCCUUGAUUAAAGAAGGAUGGUGCAUUAAGGAAAGUGGAACAACAUUUCUUAGAAAUUCCAACUGGAGGCGAAGAUGGUUUGUCCUUGUUGAAGAUGAUUCCUCUUUGACCUUGUCUUACUUCAAAAAUAUUGAUGAUUCCCAGCCUAAAGGAAGAAUCUGUCUUGAUCCCACCUAUACCGCAAGGGAAUUAGAAACCAAUGAAGAAAAAGGAAAGGCGCAUUGUUUUGCUAUCGGUCCAUUGUUCAUUGAUCCCUCCAUCCGAACCUAUUAUGUUAGCUGUGAAAAUGAAGAGGAGAAGUUGGAUUGGAUGAGCGCCAUAAAUGCAAGCAUUGAAGGAUCACCAGCGCAAGUGAAAAAACACGCAAAGAGUUUUCGGAAAAGAUACAAUCGUAUUUCUGGUCGAAAAGUUUGUGUCAGACCUUUGUCAUCAGAUGGGCCUUGUAAUUUUGAAGACCCUGGUUGGAGAAUGCAGCAAUGGCAGAAUCUCUGCAAGACUGCAGCAGACAGCAGUUGGAAGAAAAUUGAUACAAAGAAUGGCAUAACUGUUGCAAGACAAGGCUUUCAGAACAAUCCUUUUGCAGUAAUAAAGACUGAAGGAGUAGUGCCUGUUUUGCCAGAAAUCACAUUGGAAUAUUUAGAAAAAGCUAUUCAACUUGGUGGAAAGUUGGAUUACCCUUUCAGAAAUGCAAAGUUGGUUCAAAAGAUUACUGAUAGCAAUCCUCAAGCGGACAUUUUCUACAGUAAGUUUGAUGUUCCCGUACCAGGAAUAUCCGCUCGUGAUUGUCUUUGGUUAACAAUGAAAGUUCAUCCUGGAGGUGCACGAGAUGAAAUGAGUGGCAUGCUUUUUGUCUCCAUAUCUCAGGCAGCUGAGCAGGAUAAGGAAAAUGAUUACAUGAGAAUAAAAUUGGGAUGUUCCGGGAUUAUCAUCUGCCCUGAAGAAUUAGAAGAUAAUGUUGUGCAUACCAAAGUCACAGUGCUUUGUCAAAUUGAUGCCCAGCGUUCUUUGCAGUCGAUGCUGGAAGGCUCAUAUAAAUCAGGUCUUCUAAAGAUUGGACUGAGGAAUGCAUUUUCCCACAUUAGAGGUAAUAUUGAAGAUUACAACAAUUUAGUGAGUGGAGUUUCAUAAUUUUGUAACUCAAAUUAUCUGCCUUUUACUACUGGCUCAGAGUUUUGUGUCCAGACUAUAUAUAGGUCAGACUCAGAAAUAAAUAUUCAAAAAAAACAAUUAUAGCUACUUACAUGGAUACUGUAUACAUUCUCACAUUUGUAAAUAGUAUUAAUUAAGCAAGAAUACAAUUUAU